ACCUCGAAAACGCGCGUACAAGGGUGGCCGGUUUGUGGUUGUUGAUUGUCAGUGAUUCACAGUCUGCUCUUGCAUGCGGGUGCUCAGUGACCGGCUUCCCUGACUUCUUCGUACUCUGGAACAUUGUCAGCGGACACCAACGCAUCGCAGAAUCGCAAACGUUUCAACAUGUCUAACCUGGGACUGGACAUUGCCCUGGGCCUCAUAAAGGUCCUGGUGUCUGCGUACGAUGUUGUCACACUUCCUGUCUACUUCGUGUGCCAAAGGCCAUGGGACUACUGGAAGAAAAGGAACCUGGCGUUUGCUAAGUGUGCGAUUGAGGGGGACCCCAGUGCACCGUACGUGCGCACCUACAGCAAUGGGCUGGACAGCCUCAGUGGCGUGCGUACCAUGGACGAGCUGACACGAAAGGCAAUCCACACGUUUGGGGACCGGCCGUGCUUUGGCCACCGCCCAGUGCUUGGAGAGAGUGAAGAGAAGCAGGAAGAUGGAAAAGUCUUCAAGAAGCUUGUCCUGGGCGACUACCAGUGGAUGUCGUACAAUGAAGUGGAUGAGAAGAUCGACCUCAUCGGUCGUGGCCUUAUGGCACUUGGUGUGCGUCCCCGCCAGAAUGUCGUCAUCUUGGCCGAGACGCGCAUUGAGUGGAUGCUCGCAGCACAGGCCUGUCUGCGCAUCAACAUCCCAGUGGUCACACUGUAUGCAACACUCGGGGAAGAUGGAAUCAUCCAUGGCAUCAAUGAAACUGAGGCCACCCACCUCAUCACCUCCUACGAUCUCAUGCCAAGGAUUGCGAAAAUUAUCCACAAGAUUCCAUCCCUGACGCACAUAAUCUACAUGGAAAACCCUGUGGCCAAGGGUCCCCCUGUGGCACCGAAUGGCCUCCACCUCGUUCCUUUCGCCAAGCUCGAGGAGAGUGGCCGCACGGCCGACACGGAGCUGCGAGGCGAGACGCCCACGGCUGACGACGUUGCCAUCAUCAUGUACACGAGUGGCUCCACAGGUGUGCCAAAGGGCGUCAUGAUCACCCACGGCAACAUAGUCACCACUGCUCGGGGAUUCAGCGUCAUCUGCAAGGAUGUCGGUGACACUGAUGCCUACAUUGCCUACCUGCCUCUUGCACACGUCCUCGAGCUGGCAGCUGAGUGCCUCUCUUUUGCCUUGGGAGCAAGAAUCGGCUAUUCAUCCCCACUCACACUGACAGACAAGUCCACUGGAAUUCAAAAGGGCUGCAAAGGCGACGCAUCUCUACUAAAGCCUACCAUCAUGGUGUCUGUGCCGCUAAUUCUGGAUCGAAUUCGCAAGAGCAUCACAGAAGUGGCGUCUGUGAAGGGGCCUUUCUUCCGGCGCUUCUUUGAGUACCUCAUCUCCUACAAGGCAUUUUGGCUUCGACUUGGCUUCAACACACCACUGCUGAACAAGCUAGUGUUCAGCAAGAUGCGGGCCUUGCUUGGUGGCCGAGUGAAAGUGAUUGCCACGGGCUCUGCACCACUCUCAGCUGACACGCAUGAGUUCAUCCAGGCCUGCCUUGAUUGCUACGUUGUGCAGGGAUACGGCCUCACUGAGACGGCUGCUGGUGCCACCAUCAUGGACUUGGAUGACAUGAGCUUUGGCCGCGUGGGAGCGCCCCUGGUGGGCUGCUACAUCAAGCUUGUCGACUGGGAUGAGGCCAACUACCACGUGACGGACAAACCGUACCCCCGUGGCGAAAUCCUGGUUGGGGGACCCUGCAUCACCAAGGGCUACUACAAGAAUGAGGCGCUCACAAAUGAGUGCUACCGGGAAGAAGACGGUAUCCGCUGGUUCUACACAGGUGACAUCGGAGAGAUGUACCCUGAUGGAACGGUCAAAAUCAUCGAUCGCAAGAAGGACCUGGUGAAGCUCCAGUUCGGAGAGUACAUCUCUUUGGGCAAGGUGGAGACAGAGCUCAAGACUUGCCCUCUGAUUGACAACCUUUGUGUGUACGGAAACUCGUUCCACACAUACCUGGUGGCGCUAGUGGCGCCCAACCCCAAACAGCUGCAGAUGCUUGCUGACAAGCUAGGCCGUGGCCACCUGACCUUCGAACAGCUCUGCAACGACCCUGUGGUGGUGAAUGCGGCUGCUGAGGCCAUCAUCUCUCACGCCCGCAAAGCCAACCUGCAGAAGAUGGAGAUUCCAACCAAGCUGAAGCUGUGCCGUGAGGACUGGCAGCCAGACACCGGGCUCGUCACAGCUGCCUACAAAAUCCGCCGCAAGAAGAUCCAGCAGUUCUACCAGAACGACAUCGACGAGCUAUACGACAUCUCAGUGCGGGCUUCCAAGUCCACGUGAAGCUGCUGGGCCCGCCCGGCAAGAGCAUCGGUGAAGAGCAAAAAGAAACCAUGCAUCACUGCAACCCACUUCCUCCAAGCGUCGUUUCCACUUGCACAAGGGCUGCACGCGCACAUCCACGCGACCAUUUUGGAACUCUGCCGCGACUGCGCGUGUUGUGUACAUAGGACUGUGUUGUACAGAAGAGACCUCUCUCCACCAAGACCCCCUCCUCCUGCCCGUUCCAGUGUGCAAGUGCAGCAAGCGGCGGAACUGUGAUAGCUGCCAUUUGCGUGGCAACGUUGAAAACUGUGGGGGAGGGGCUUUGGGACAACUAUGCGCACACAGACACACAUGCUUUAUGCAAUGAGCGCAGUGUUGCUGUAGUAGACUUGUCUGUUGGGAGGGGAGAAAAAGCUGCUGCCACAGUGUUGCUUGUACAUUUCCUCCCCCCCUCCUUUUACAACCUUUUUUUUUUUACCUUCCAGUCAAUGUUGCCUGUGCGCACAUUUUUUUAGUUCUCUCACAUCCACUGCGCGAAUUUUUUUUUUGUUCUUUUUUUUAGGACAGAGUCUUGUGUUCAGUUUCGGGAGGGGACUCUUUGCAUCCUUUGUUAAUUUAUUAUACAUAAUAAAAAAACAAGGAUGGUUUUUGCAUUUAAUGCAAGCAGCAGUGUUCCCUCGUGAGUGAGAAGACUGGGGGAUUGUAUCUUUUUUAAGUGCGAAGGAGUGAGGCCAAUUUUUUGUUAGUGUUUUUGUUUGUUCAAGUGGAUGUUUUUAGUGUUCCUUGUAAAUAGUGAAACACAACUUUGUGUUGCUCUACUCUAUUUAUGGCAUUCUCUUAUACACUGUUGACUAGUUCAGAAUAAGGGGGACCAUGUUGUGUGUUCUUCUGCUUGUGUACCCACUCUUCCUUCUGGCUGGGGGCCUCUAUCUCCUCAUCUUUUUUUUUUCCUCUCUCGAAAUGUGUUGACUUGUCAUGAUCUUGAAAAACUAAUAUUGUUGUGCCUUUCAUUUCGAAGCUCCCCUAGUGAAAACAAUAAAUAUACAAGUGUUGGA
This is a messenger RNA of Dermacentor silvarum, 3347 nucleotides long. RefSeq names its product fatty acid CoA ligase Acsl3 (gene Acsl). Bases 169 to 2310 code for a protein of 713 amino acids. The transcript has 14 exons. Gene Ontology annotation, cellular component: plasma membrane; lipid droplet; endoplasmic reticulum. The record is from RefSeq and is a predicted model, not a curated record. Lineage: Eukaryota; Metazoa; Arthropoda; Arachnida; Ixodida; Ixodidae. Gene Ontology annotation, biological process: neuron differentiation; long-chain fatty acid metabolic process; long-chain fatty-acyl-CoA metabolic process. Gene Ontology annotation, molecular function: palmitoyl-CoA ligase activity.